AUGGUAAACCAGCGCGUCAUCGAUCAAUACCAGCAGUACUAUUUGGAGACUAACUUCAAGCCCUUCAGCGCAUCAACUAUGCAACGCAUCCUGGUAUUGUGUUCAACAACAGUAAGAAAGUCUCUUCAAGGACUUGAUUAUCUAUCAGCGAAGGGAACUAAAGCACUAGAAGACAUGGCGACCAUUGCUGAAUCUCUGACCACUCAUGGAAGUGAUAAUCCAACAACAAAACGAUUAGAAAAAGUAUUCAAGGAAGGCAAGCAAUAUCUCAAAACGACUUUAAGGUAAUAUACAAUCACUACCAAUAAAUAUUUCUUUAUAAAGGGUUUUGACUCCAUAGUCUGCUAUGUUCAUCAAACCUAUCUUGGAGAAUAAGCGUAAAUCAUGACCAUCUUAAAAAUUAUGCGUUUUACAGCAUGAACCAUUAAGAUGGUGACCAAAUUUGGCAAGGUAUCGCCAAAACGGACGCGCGGCAAUAUUUUAAAAUGCCAAAUAAAUAAAGGCAAUUAUAGGAAAAAUUUAAAAUUUUGAAACCCUUUCUGUUCAUCAGUCUUCCAUAGCAGAUGAGUCGGGUUCAUAUUGAUGCAAGAUUGCACUUCGUGUCUUGAGAUAUUAUUUAUUCGAGCCUCCGAGCAGUCCCUCUAUUUCCCUUGUCCACUGUCCGCAGGGACAUUUGACUCGUAAACAAUUCUCCGCGGACAGUUAGCAAUGGGAAUAUAGGGAUUUCUUGCAGCCUAACAAAACUCUGAGGCACUUUAAUAUUGGGAAUGUAUGGAUAAGAAUUGGUAUUAUAACUAAAAAGUCAAAAGAUAGAUUAAAAAAGAAAGGCAUGUAAGAAGGCCGACCUUGUCCUUAUUGGCACUUCAAGACUAGACAGGCAUACACAUUACUAAUAGCACUUACUCAGGUUUUGUUGUUAUUGUUGUUGUUGUUUAUAUAGGUCCACGUAUCUCUUGCUUCAAGUGUUGCGGACCACUGUAUCACAUACGCGCUGAUACAAGACAAAGUGCGAACGGUUGUCUUAAAAGAGCUCGACGAUAAUUCCAUCCUCAUUACCCAGGACUGGCCAAUGAAGUUCUUGCCUCAAAGAUAUCGUGAAUCGCAAGCAGAUUGGUUUGCUAAGAGAGGUAUUUCUUGGCACAUUAUUGUCAUAGUCCGUAAGAAAAAUGGUAGAAUAUAGAGCCAGUUAAUUAUCCACGUUGUUAAAAAUACAAGCCAAAACAGUGAUGCAGUAGUAUGGAUCCUAAAGCAUGUACUCACAGUCUUAAAAAAGGAGCACCCAGAAGAGGGUCGACUUUAGCGAUCAACAGGGUGGCAAAGGUCCGUGCGACCGCAAGGCUACCACCACCAAAGGACAUGUUCGGCGAUAUGUGAAUGAAGGUAACGACGUUCUGACUGCCGCUGACUUCAAAGAUGCCACUCUGUCCCACGGUGGAGUAAGUGGAGUGAGGGGUGCCCUUCUUGACACCGUAAUAGAUGAAACAGUUGGCACGCAAGGCAAAUGGAAGGGGAUUAGCACACUAAAUAAUUUCAGCUACACAAACAACGGGGAAAGUAUCACUGUAUGGAGAGCUUAUAACGUAGGGAAAGGGAAAACCCUUCAGUGGUCUAAGGUACCAGGUGAGAAUCAAUAUGAAAUUAUCUUAAAUUGCACAACCACUAGUUAUAAACUAAAAAUACAUAUGAUCCUCUGCAAUGUUAAAAUUUAUGUUAGAAAUAUUAGUAUUCAAUGUUUUUCUGUUUAGUUCAAGUGAGUCUAUUGCCAAUAUCUUUGACUGCAAUAAAGCUUUCCUCUGGAGAUUUUGUGGAAACGUCAAAUCAAACGGUUACACAGCGCCCUGAAGUAUCAUUGGAGAAUACCCCAGUGGAAGUAGUAGAAGAAAAAGAGAAAGAUGAAGGUGAAGCCCGAGACGAAAGUGAAGAGGUAUUCCACAGUGGCUUAUUUUCAUGUCCCUCUAAAGGAUGCGUCUUUGAAUUCCAGAAGUAUUUGAAUCUCGAAUAUCAUAUUCUUUACGGCAAGUGCGGAAUAGUAGAAGAGAAAACUACCCUCAUUGAUAAAGCAAAGCUACUCUAUGUGCAAAAGCUGACAGAAGGAACAAGCACACAACCUCAGAUGGCCAGCUCCAAUGUACUGAUGUCAAGUUCGAACAAAAACUUUCAGAAGGCUGAGCACUGAAGGCGUCUAAGAAAUCAACGCAUUUCAUUGAAAACUAAUAGAAUUAUAUCGACGAAAAGUUCAAACUUGGCCAGGAAACUGGUUACAAAGAAGAUCCAUCCCAAGUUGCGAGUGAUAUGCGUCGUGCUAAAAAUGAAAAUGGUGAGCGUCGAUUUGCUGUUGGCGAGUUUUUAUCACCACAGCAGACAAAGUCGUAUUCCUCAAGGUCAGCAGCAAAGAUCAAACAGGUGGGAUCGGUAGCAGAAAUCGAUGUACCAGCCAUUGAUGAAGAAAUGGCACACUCCUCAGCUCGUGACAAGAUAAUUCAAGAGUCAUCCCAUUUUUUAUGA
Messenger RNA from Pocillopora meandrina, 2505 nucleotides. NCBI's taxonomy places the organism in Eukaryota, Metazoa, Cnidaria, Anthozoa, Scleractinia, Pocilloporidae. The record is from the annotation of a GenBank genome assembly.